AGAAAAUUGAAUCAAAAAUAGGGUUUUAAGUCUCAGCGGUUUAUAAACUGCCCUACGAAGUACUCCCUCUCUCUUCCGCCGCCAGCCACCAAUAAUUCCGGCAUACGAAUCAAGGAGGAGUACAAGAACGACGACCUGAUAACAUGGGAGGCGGUGAAGAGACAAAAACAGGGGAAGAAGAGAACCAGAAGAGUUCCACACCUUUUGAUCUUAAUGAUUAUACCAUCAUCAAAGAAGGAGAGGCUGAGAUUUUGAUGCACACCAAGAAUGAAGUCUUUUACAAUAAAACCCAGGUUAACAACAGAGAUAUGUCUGUUGCUGUUCUCAGGACGUUUAUAUCAAAACGAAAAGAAGAACAUGAAGCACAGCUGUCUAAAAGAACAAAAAAAGCAAUGAAGGAAUCAGAAGACCAUGAUUCUGGAUUAGAAGCACCAAGUGGGACUACUGCCUCUAAUGGUAAAUCCAACGGUGAAUCUGAAAAGAUGCCACAUGGCGAAGAACCAGAGGCUAAAUUCCGAGGGGAGUUAAAGCCACCUAGAGUGCUUGAGGCUCUAUCAGCUACAGGGUUAAGAGCUCUAAGAUAUGCUCGUGAAGUCGAAGGGAUUGGACAAGUUGUGGCAUUAGACAAUGAUAAAGCAUCUGUUGAAGCUUGCAGGAGAAAUAUUAAAUUCAAUGGUUCAGUUGCAAGUGCAAAGGUGGAAUCAAACCUUGCUGAUGCUCGAGUCUAUAUGCUUACUCAUCCAAAGGAAUUUGACAUGGUUGAUCUUGAUCCAUAUGGUUCACCCUCUGUGUUUCUUGACUCUGCGGUUCAGUCAAUUGCUGAUGGAGGGAUGCUGAUGUGUACAGCAACAGAUAUGGCAGUUCUAUGUGGAGGCAAUGGAGAAGUCUGCUAUUCCAAAUAUGGUUCCUAUCCACUUAGGGGAAAAUAUUGCCAUGAAAUGGCUUUGCGGAUCCUUCUUGCAUGCAUUGAGAGUCAUGCAAAUCGUUACAAGCGAUACAUUGUCCCAGUGUUAUCUGUUCAAAUGGACUUCUAUGUCAGAGUAUUUGUUCGUAUAUACACGUCAGCAGGAGCAAUGAAGAACACUCCACUUAAGCUUUCAUAUGUUUACCAAUGUAUCGGUUGUGAUUCUUUUCAUCUCCAGCCAGUUGGAAGGACUGUAUCGAAGAACGCCAGUGUGAGAUAUCUCCCUGGGUUUGGUCCUGUUGUUUCACAAGAAUGUAGCGACUGUGGUAAAAAAUAUAACAUGGGUGGGCCCAUUUGGUCGGCUCCAAUUCAUGAUCAAGAUUGGGUGGGGUCCAUAUUAGCAGACGUGAAAUCUAUGAAGGAUCGCUAUCCUGCUUUUGAUCGGAUUUCUGCUGUCUUGACUACAGUUUCAGAGGAAUUGCCAGAUGUACCCCUAUUCCUGAGUUUACACAACCUUGGUGGUACCCUUAAGUGCACUUCCCCAUCAGCUAUGGUGUUCAGAUCUGCUGUAAUCAAUGCAGGGUAUCGUAUCUCAGGAACUCAUGUGAACCCCUUAGGGUUAAAAACUGAUGCUCCUAUGGAUGUUAUAUGGGAUAUCAUGCGUUGUUGGGUUAAAAAUCAUCCUGUGAAAGCUCAACCACCGGAACAUUCUGGAAGUGUGAUCCUAGCCAGGGAACCUGUGCUUCAGGCUAAUUUUGCUCGGGCAGUGGCAUCGCUAAGUAAAGCUCAAGCAAAGAAAGUUGCGCGGUUUCUUCCAAAUCCUGAAAGACAUUGGGGCCCGAAGCUGAGGGCUGGGCGUACUAUUACUAGCAAACAUGCAUCUCUUUUGGGUCCAGAAAUAGUUGAUGGGAUUCUUAAUAACAACAACAACAAUCAAGAACAACAGGAUGAACCUGAACCCAAGCAAAUAGAGUGA
Lactuca saligna is the source of this 1880-nucleotide messenger RNA. NCBI's taxonomy places the organism in Eukaryota, Viridiplantae, Streptophyta, Magnoliopsida, Asterales, Asteraceae. The record is from the annotation of a GenBank genome assembly.